AUGGAUAUUAUUAAGCCAGCUACCCAAAGAAAAUCAACAAUGAGAUGCUAUAUUUGUAAGGCCACUUCUAAAGAUUUUAAUAAAGUAGAAACAUCCCAAGGAGUGGACUUAAACAAUCCUAAAUUCGGCUUGUCUGUGUUACACGCAAUGAUAAGAUUUUUUGAAACUUUGCUUCAUCUUUCGUACAAGAUAACUGUACAGAAGUGGCAAAUAAAAUUACAAACCGAUAAAGAAAUUGUUAAUCAAAGACAAAAAGAGAUUCAAAAAAAAUUUCGAACUCAGCUUGGUCUUAUUGUUGAUGUUCCCACUGUAACCAAUGACGGAAACAUUAGCCGAAGGUUUUUUGAGAAACCACAAAUAUCUUCAGAAAUCACUGGGAUUGAUCUCAGAGGCAACCAAGAAGAUUUCAACCGUUGGGCAAAAAUGUUGAAAGAUCCCAGUUGGAGAUACGAAAACGUGCUUCGGUAUUUUAAAAAAUCCGAAGAUUUCCACAAAACCAAUCCAGAUGCCGUAGUAGAUUGGUAUUACCAUGGUAAAGGCGGUUAUUUGCGUACUACUUACGACUUACCUUCAUCAAAUAAUUAUACUAAGAUCUUUAUCGAAGCCAACCAAGAACUAGGAAUCAAUCUUACCGAUUAUAAUGGUAAAAAAGAAGAAGGCGCAACCAUCUUACAAAAACACACCAAACAAGGUAGAAGACUAGACCAAGCAUCCGCUUUCAUAAAACCCGUUACGAAGAGAACAAAUCUAUACGUUCUUGAUAGCAGUUACGUCAUAAAAAUCGAAAUUAAUAACAAAACCAAUCGAACGACAGGCGUUUUAUUCACUAAAAAUAACAGUACCUACAGAGCUAACAUCACAAAAGAAGUAAUUGUUUCGGCAGGUGCGAUACAGUCACCUCAACUACUGAUGCUGUCAGGAAUAGGUCCUAAAGAACAUCUGCAACGGAUGAACAUCUCCCUAAUUAAAGAUCUGGAUGUAGGCAGUACACUUCGGGAACACGUAUUUUGCGGUGUACAAUUCUCCUCGAAGUUAGAUGUUCCGCAAAAAGGUUUCACGCAACAAAUCAAGGAUUACCUGCAAGGUUACGGACCUCUAUCAGCUGCUAAUCGCAUCGAUGGAGCUGGUUUCUACGUUACAAAAAUCGGAGAAGAUUAUAACUAUACCGAUAUAGAAAUAGUUAUGUCUUCAUCUACAGCAUCUGAAUUAGGAAAAAGGUUUCUAGCUUACAGUGAUGAAACUUGGAAUGCCAUGUUCAAUUUCACCAUCAACAAUCCGUUUACUUUAACCACGGUUUUAUUACGCAGUCGCUCUGUCGGCACUAUAAGAUUAAACACCAGUAAUCCUUAUGAUUAUCCUUUGAUAGACUUUAACCUUUUAAGCGACGCAUACAACAAAGAUAUCGAAACGAUGUACGAAGGGAUACAAUUCGCUAUAAAUUUAACGAAAACCGGUGCUUUUAAACGCUUUUCUCCGGUUUUGGCAGUCAGACCGCUACCGGCUUGCUUGACUCAUACAUUUUUGUCCAAACAGUUUUGGUAUUGUUACAUCAGGCACAUAUCAUCGGCCGCUUAUCAUCCUGUAGGAACGUGUCCUACAGGAAUUAAUCCCAAAAAAGGAGCAGUGGUAAAUGGAAAUUUGCAAGUUUUUGGAGUUGAAAGACUUAGAAUUGCGGAUGCUAGUGUUUUUCCGUUUGCUUUUGCGGGGCAACCAAAUGCGGCUUGCACCAUGAUUGGGGAAAAGAUUUCGGAUGUUAUUAAACAUCAGCACAAAUAG
Molecule: messenger RNA, 1776 nt
Organism: Psylliodes chrysocephalus
Lineage: Eukaryota; Metazoa; Arthropoda; Insecta; Coleoptera; Chrysomelidae
Source: the annotation of a GenBank genome assembly